Maylandia zebra (zebra mbuna) is the source of this 1834-nucleotide messenger RNA. RefSeq names its product clathrin, light chain A (gene clta). Gene Ontology annotation, biological process: clathrin-dependent endocytosis; intracellular protein transport. Gene Ontology annotation, cellular component: synaptic vesicle membrane; postsynaptic endocytic zone cytoplasmic component; plasma membrane. NCBI's taxonomy places the organism in Eukaryota, Metazoa, Chordata, Actinopteri, Cichliformes, Cichlidae. Gene Ontology annotation, molecular function: clathrin heavy chain binding; structural molecule activity. The record is from RefSeq and is a predicted model, not a curated record.
UUCCGCUACGCCAGCUUUUACCGUUUUCCCCUUUCGUCCUUCUUCCUGCUGGUCUAAUCGGUUUCAGUGGUGCUACACCUGCUCGUUGUUUCACAGUUUUAUCCCUCUAUCACCACAGACAACAUGGACGAUUUUGACAUGCUGAACGCGCCCAGUGCUGGAAACGGUGUCGGCUCGGAGGAGGACCCCGCUGCCGCUUUCCUGGCCCAGCAGGAAAGCGAAAUUGCGGGCAUUGAAAACGACGAAGGCUUCAGCAUCUUGGACAGUGGAGAUGUCCCCUCUUCGCUAGGAGACACUAACGAUGGUGCCAUCAAUGGAGAGCUUCAUGGGGAAAGCAAUGGUCCAUCAGAUGCCUAUGCAGCAAUUUCUAAUGCAGACCGACUGCAGGCUGAACCAGAAAGUCUACGUAAGUGGAGGGAGGAGCAAAGAGAGAGGCUGGAGGAGCUAGAUGCUAACUCUCGCCAGCAGGAGACGGAAUGGAAGGAGAAGGCCAAGGUGGAGCUGGAGGAAUGGCAUGCCAGGCAGAAUGAGCAGCUGGAGAAAACCAAAACCAAUAACAGGGUGUUGGAUGAAGACUUCUACAAGCAACCCUUCUCUGAGCUCAUUGGUUAUGUCACACAUAUUAACCAUCCUUGCUACCGCCUAGACCAGGCGGCUGAGGAAGCCAUGAUUUCAGAUCUGGAUGAGAACAACCCAGGCACAGAGUGGGAGCGGGUGGCACGGCUCUGUGACUUUAAUCCCAAGUCCAGCAAGCAGGCUAAGGAUGUGUCCCGCAUGCGUUCGGUCCUCAUCUCCCUGAAGCAGUCCCCACUAGUCCGCUAGACACCCAAGGCUGCUCGGGAAAUCAUUCCAUAUCAUCUUUUUCCAUGACACGUCAACGAAACCAACUUCUCAUGCCCCUCCAUUUGUAUUCUGAUGUCAAGGGGCACUUACACCCCUGUGUCCAUAUCUGUCAGUCAUGCACAGCCUUGUUUCCCCACCUCACAGGGUAUAGUCACUUGCCUUACCCUGAUGUAUUUCCUCCUGGCAGGGCUGUAAAGAUUAGCCUUGAUGUACCUGCUCACUAUUUUCUGCCCCUUAAAGAUUUUACCUAUACACCUCUUUAAUAAAUCAGUCAAGACUUUGUUUCCCUUGUUUAGUAAAAAUGAAAUCAAGGACAGAUCUACACAAGGUCUCAAGGUGUGUGUGACAGUUGUGCAAGGGUGGUGAGUUGGGACACGAAAAGGGAAGGGCUGACAUUUGUUUGGGCCAACAGCUACACUACAGUGCUUUACAAUGCCCCCCCCCCCCCCCCCCCCCCCCCCCGAUAUCAUUCCUAUAACGCUGUGUUGUCACUGUUAAUCUGUCAGCCUCAUUAAUAUUUUUACUUUUGAGAGUUGAUAUUACAUGGUUUCAUUCACAUUUCUUUCCGCAGCAUGUCCAGUACAAAGCAUUUCUGAUUUUGAUUUGAAGGACCAAACUCUUCAGACAGAACUCCAAAUUCAGUGUGUGUACUUUAAACUGUGUGUAGAGCCUGCUUGUGGCAUAUUGUGUUAAACUAUGCAUUUCUUUUGAAAGCCUCUCCCCCUCCUAGUCAGGAACUGAACUGAAGUCCAGUCAUUACAAUAAAUGUGACCUAUUUGUAUGUGUGUUUAAACCUCAGCAGUGUAUGUACUUGAUGCGUGUACCUAUGUACAUAAACAGAAGGCAAUAUAUAUACAUUAUAUAAAACAUUUGUCACUAAAAUUAGACAUUUGUGGGUUUAAAGAGAACUAGAUCCUAGCCAGAUGUUGGUUGACCAUGUUUGUUUGAUGUCCAUUUGAUUUCAAUAUCAAUAAAAAGUAAAUUAAAGAUG